Molecule: messenger RNA, 657 nt
Organism: Cylas formicarius (sweet potato weevil)
Lineage: Eukaryota; Metazoa; Arthropoda; Insecta; Coleoptera; Brentidae
Exons: 4
Coding region: 1-657 (218 amino acids)
Source: RefSeq, a predicted model, not a curated record
AUGUACGACAGAAUGACGCAUUUUUUGGAGCAAGAAAACAUUAUAUCGAAUGUGCAACAUGGUUUCCGUGUUGGUUACUCAACGGAAACGGGGAUUAAUGACCUUGUCCAGUAUAUCUACGACAAACUCGACAUGGAAUGCCUGGGGUUUCGAGGUAAUAUCAAUAGUUGGAUAAUAUCAUAUAUGAAACACAGGGAAAUAAGGGUCAAAGUGAAUGGAAUAUACUCGGAACCUUUCAACGUCAACUUAGGCACGCCCCAGGGAGGAAUCUUAGGUCCACUACUUAUUCUUCUGUAUGUGAAUGACCUUCCUGAGUUCCUCAAUAGCAACUGCCGCGGUUUUAUGUACGCGGAUGACACAUCCAUCUUCGUCUCCGGAAGGGAAGUUCAGGAGCUGAUCAAUAGGUUUUCUUUUGCGAUCGAAUUCACUGGUCAGUAUGUUAAACCUCUGACUAACCUAGCGUUCAGCUUUGCGGGUUCACGCGUGGAAUUAAACCACACAACAAACUUUCUCGGAUCUUACAUCGAUGCCUUCCUAAAGUGGGACUACGACAUAGAUAGUGUUUAUUUUGUGUUCCCCGACUUCGUUACAAUAGCCGCGGAAGGUGCUUGGCGUUGUGAUGGAAAGGGACGCUUUAAGCAGGGCUGGACUGAGUGA